This is a messenger RNA of Ziziphus jujuba (common jujube), 2909 nucleotides long. RefSeq names its product probable serine/threonine-protein kinase WNK4. Gene Ontology annotation, molecular function: ATP binding; protein serine/threonine kinase activity. Gene Ontology annotation, cellular component: cytoplasm. The coding region runs from base 715 to 2562 and encodes 615 amino acids. Lineage: Eukaryota; Viridiplantae; Streptophyta; Magnoliopsida; Rosales; Rhamnaceae. Gene Ontology annotation, biological process: intracellular signal transduction; protein phosphorylation. The transcript is spliced from 7 exons. The record is from RefSeq and is a predicted model, not a curated record.
UCAUCCUCCUACAAAAAAACAACAAAAAAAACAAAAAAAAACAAAAAAAAUCUUAUUAAUCUUCUCCAAAAUUCUAUUCCUUUUUCCUCCUUCCAUUUUCUCGGUGUGUUUUAUUGUUGUUGGGGGGUAUCUUUGUAAUCUACCAUGAGCAGUCACAGAUCCUUCAAGUUCCGCAUCCUUUGAAAUGCAUCAUCUCAUCCUUCGAUGAACUGCUGAUUAUCCCAAAUUGCCCGUCGAUUUUACACAUAUUACUUUUCUACCAAAUUAACUUUUUUUUUUUUUUUUUUUUUUGAAAUUUCAAAUUACCAAUUCACUGAGGGAGAGUAAUUAGGGUCGUUGUCUGAGAGUAGUGUAAGUUGCGUAGUGGGAAAAUAGAAGAAGAAAAAUAGAGAGAGAGAGAGAGAGAGAGAGUGAAUAGAUGGUUGCUAAAAACUACGAGGAGUGCAGAACACGCGCGGUGAUGGUGGGAAUAUUGAGUUGGAUUAUGCUUCGGAUUGAUUACUCGAGGCUCUUCUGGGUUCUCUUCCGCGUCUUCUCUUAUGAAAACCACGAGGGAAAGCCUCGGAUUUAACUUCCACGUUUUUCACACCUUUUCAUUAACAAAUAUCAUUUUAUUAUUCCACAACUUUCUUUCUUUCUAAUUCGAUCUUUUACAUAAACUUUUCAUCAAAACAACCAAAAAAAAUAAAAAUCAAAAUUUAAAAAUCAAAAAACAUGUACAAGAAGAAGCAGUCCGUGGAUCAUCAUGAAGUCCAAGAUAACCGCCCUGAUUACGUCGAAACCGAUCCUACGGCUCGCUAUGGUCGGUUCGAAGAAAUUCUUGGCAAAGGAGCAAUGAAAACAGUGUACAAGGCAAUUGAUGAGGUUCUUGGAAUGGAGGUUGCAUGGAACCAGGUAAAACUCAGAGAAGUGCUCCGCUCACCUGAGGAUUUGCAGCGGCUCUACUCAGAGGUUCACCUCCUGAGCACCCUCAAUCAUGACUCCAUCAUUCAUUUCUACACCUCCUGGAUUGAUAUUGAUAAAAAAACUUUCAACUUCGUUACCGAAAUGUUCACUUCCGGAACAUUAAGAGAAUACAGGAAGAAAUAUAAAUGGGUGGACAUCCGAGCCAUUAAGAACUGGGCACGCCAAAUUUUACAGGGUCUUGUUUAUCUACAUAACCAUGAUCCUCCAGUAAUACAUAGAGAUCUUAAGUGUGACAACAUCUUUGUCAAUGGCCAUCUCGGGCAAGUCAAGAUUGGUGAUCUUGGAUUGGCAGCAAUUCUUCGUGGUUCCCAAUCUGCUCAUAGUGUUAUAGGUACUCCGGAGUUCAUGGCACCCGAACUGUACGAGGAAGAUUACAAUGAACUAGUUGAUGUCUACUCAUUUGGCAUGUGUGUUCUAGAGAUGCUUACAUCUGAAUAUCCAUAUAGUGAAUGUUUGAACCCUGCACAAAUUUACAAGAAAGUGACCUCGGGAAAGCUACCAGAAGCAUUUUACCGGAUUGAAGACUUGGAAGCACAACGAUUUAUUGGAAAAUGCUUAGUAACUGCUUCAAAGAGAUUAUCAGCAAAGGAACUCUUGCUUGACCCAUUUCUGGCAUAUGAUAAAAAUGAGUUUCCUGUAGGACAGAUUGAAAUUCAGAAGCCAUUUUUAAAUGACAAAGAAAUGAGGAAACUGCAAUUGAGAGAUAAAUUACCCCGGACUGACAUGACAAUCACGGGGAAACUCAAUCAUGAAGACGACAGCCUCUUUCUCAAAGUUCAGAUUGCUGAUAAAGAUGGUUCUCUUAGGAACAUAUAUUUCCCUUUUGAUAUUUUGAGUGACACACCAAUUGAUGUUGCAACGGAGAUGGUGAAGGAAUUGGAAAUCAAUGAUUGGGAGCCAUGUGAAAUUGCAGAUAUGAUUGAAGGGGAGAUUUCUGCUCUAGUACCAGAAUGGAAGACUAAACCGUACCAUACAUUUAAUUAUCAAGACGAUGAGGAUGACCCUCAUCAUCCUUUCAACACUUUCUCCUCAUGCUCCUCAUCCCAGGCAUCAGGGACAGGCUUGAUCACCUCUCAUAAGAUAGACAAAAUGGAAAAUGACUGGAAUUGGCUUCAAGAUGAUUUGCUUGAUGAUACCAGCUCUCAAAGCUCUUCACACUCAGGAACAUAUUCCAACUUGAAUUACUUUUCUGGCGACGAGCAUGAAUUCAGUACAAGCCCUGUGACAGACAAGCAUCUCAUCACAAAGAGUCACAAGUCCACAAGGUUUUGUCCUCAAGAAAACCGUAAUGCACAGGCACAGCUCAUGGCUAAAAAGUACAUGGACCAAUGCAAAGCUUUUCUAUCAUCUAGUUCAAAAGACAAAAGGGUUAUUAAUGGCAAUAAACUGAUGAGGAACAGGUCUAUGGUUGAUGUACGUAGUCAAUUACUGCACCGGUCAUUGGUGGAGGAGGUGAACAAAAUACGGCUGUUCAAUACAGUUGGUGCUGUUGAAAAUAUUGGGUUCCAAGCACCUUGUGAGGUUUCAAUGCAAUGUAAUUAUAAGAAAACUUCAAGAAAUGGAAAGGGUCAAGGGCAUCAAAGCAGAAGAGUUUAGUGUAUGGUAAUUGUCAUGAAUAGUCAGGUCAAUGAAAGGAAUUUCAAACGUGAUCUAAUAUGGAGAUACAAGGAAAAAGCCUGAAAUGCAAAUGCCAGCUGGAUUACCCCUGACUUUGUUUGGGCAGUCUUUGAUACUAAAAGUGGCAGGAGGGAAUCAUGUCUUCGGAUACAAGAGUCUGGUAAUUCAGGUGUUGAGUAUCGUUUUAGGAAAAUUUGAUUGUAAAUGUAUCUGCACAAAGUCACCAUGAAAGAGUAAAUGAGUUGUACUAUUUAGGCUUUUAAUAUGUAAGGUUGUGAUGCCCCUUGUAAUGUGCCAGCUAUUAAAUAAACAUUUGCAUUGUCAUC